Molecule: messenger RNA, 5374 nt
Organism: Dreissena polymorpha
Lineage: Eukaryota; Metazoa; Mollusca; Bivalvia; Myida; Dreissenidae
Product: putative glycerophosphocholine phosphodiesterase GPCPD1 homolog 2
Exons: 18
Coding region: 296-2389 (697 amino acids)
Biological process (GO): glycerophospholipid catabolic process
Molecular function (GO): glycerophosphocholine phosphodiesterase activity; starch binding
Source: RefSeq, a predicted model, not a curated record
UGAAGUGAGAGUACUGACAGAGAGAACCCCACUUGUCUGGUAUGGUGACCACCAACCUAACUCGUGCUGCCAGAAAUGGGAAUUGAACCCGGCAGCCUUAGAGAGAAGCCUACCAACCACUUUGCUAGCCAGACUGCCAUUUUUUCAUGUAUAAAAUAAUGGUGUUCUGCAAAUAUCAUGUCCAAAGCUCAUUCAAGAUGACAUAAUGGAUGACAUGUAAACACAUUUGCAGUGUUUUCAUGAUUUAUUUAUAAUCAACUAAAAAACUAUUGAAAGAGAGCCCUCAGUCAGAACAAUGUUGUGUUCGCUCACAUAUGAGGUGUUGUUUCGGGUCCGGGUGGAAACUUAUCCAGAUGAAGUGGUGUGCGUUACUGGAGACCUUCCGGAACUGGGGAACUGGCAGACACACGGGGGAAUGAAGUUGAAGCGGGAAACAAGGCGUAAGAACUCUUCGGGGGAUAAAACUUCUGCCGCAAAUGUCAAAGGGGAUGUCUGGUCACUGAAGCUCAAGUUCACUGAUUACCGGGACACCAUCAAGUACCGCUACUUUGUGGCGCGUUUUCCUGUGGAGGAUGAAGACCAGACCGUUGUCAUCACACGAUGGGAGACCAAUAUCAAGCCUAGAAUUUUCUUUAUUGCGGAGGCCAUGUCUGGUGUAGAUUAUCAGGAAGAGAUCUCACUAUUUGGUGAUUAUGGUGGUAAGAAGCAUGUCACCCAGGGAUGGCUGACGGACCAAUCGCAGAUAAACAUUCACCUCCAUGGCAACCCUUUGACGAUAUGGAAUGCCAAGUAUCUAGACAGAAUGAUCAGUGUCAAGUGUACACCAAUAGAUCUCAGAUUCAGAGCGGUACAGAAUGCUGAUGACAGGGACAAUCUACUGAUUGCCUCAUACGCUGUUGUCAAUGUUGUUAAACUUGAGAAGGGCAAGUCAAAGGCGCGGUUUCAGGACGAGUUCGGUGUUAUGUUAACACCUCACACCAACAUCAGCUUCGAGAUACAAACUCUGGACCCAGAGCACACGGCCUUUCAGUUGGAGUUCUUCUUGCAUGAAACACAAUCAAAAGGUCCUUCAGCACCAAAGUACUUCGCAUACAGCUUUAUCCUGCCAUUAGAUCUGCACACAAGCACAGAAACAAGGAUUGUACCCAUCAGCGGUCUCAAACAUCUUCCCAUUGGACAGAUAACAUGUGACUACCUGCUGAUCAAGCCCCUUAAAGGUUUCAAUGCCAGCCUAGAGGUGUCCUACCAGAAGCACUGGAAUUGGUCCCGACAACCCCUCGACAUCGGACAUAGAGGCAUGGGUGUGAGCUACAGCAACAAGUGCAAAAUGCCUGCAAGUACAAGAGAAAAUACAGUAAAGUCAUUAGUGGAUGCUGCUAAUCAUGGAGCUGAUUAUGUGGAGUUUGACGUUCAUCUGACCAAAGACAAGCAAGUGAUAGUCUACCAUGAUUUCAAGGUCCAUAUUGCAUACAGAAAGAAACUGCAUGGAGAGCUGGGUCUACUGGAGGUUCCAGUGAAGGACUUGAAACUGUCCGAACUGCAGCAAAUGAAGUUGCUUCCACAUGCCACCGUUAAAGACCUGGAAGAGAUCAGCCGUGAUGACCUUGACCCCGAGGACCUGCAGCCCUUCCCCACACUGGCACAAUGUCUUCAGGCAGUGGACAUAAACACAGGCUUCAACAUCGAGAUCAAAUACCCACAGUGGCUCAAGGACAACAAUGUGCAUGAGCAGGAGCACUACUUUGACAUGAAUGAGUUCACUGAUGCCAUCCUUUUGGAGGUCUUCAAGUAUCACGGCGGUCGGCGUAUCGUGUUCACCAGCUUUGACUGCAACACUUGCAUCAUGUUACGGCUCAAACAGAACGUGUUUCCAGUGAUGUUUCUCACGCAGGGCGACACCAUAGUGUAUGACUGGUACAGAGACCACCGCACCCACUCUGUUGUCAUGGCUGCAGAGUUUGCCAUAGCUCAUGAUCUACUGGGUGUGAAUGCGAUGUCUGAGCUGCUGCUGAAGGAUCCGGGCCUGAUAACGUACGUGAAGGACAGCGGGCUGGUGCUGUGGACCUGGGGGGAGGACAACAACGACUCCAACACCAUCAAGAGGCUCAAACAGCUCGGACUUAACGCGGUCAUCUAUGAUCGAAUUGACCUUUUGAAGACAACUGGGAAGGAGAGUGUUUUCAAACUAGAGAAAAUAAGGAAGAAAAUGAAGAAGAUGAAUUUUAAUAACAAUGUGAGCGUCCUGAAAGAUAAACCAAGCGAGCUGGAAGAAAAUCCUAUCGAGCUGAAAGAUAAACCAAGCGAGCUGAACAAUAAACCCAUCAUACUUGAACUGGCAUCCACCAGCAAGGAUGUGAACAUGCCUGCAACCGCUUCAUCUGGUCAAUAGAUAUGCUGUAUAGUGCAUCUACUAUCAUAAGCUCAAAUAAACUUGUUUCGUUAUCGUAUUUAGUUUAGAAAUUGAAUUUCUCAUGUUUAUUUUUUAAAUGUUAAUAGUUUGAAUGAGGGCCUUUCAGCAUGGCAGGCUGGGAUGUUCGAUUUGGGAAAUAUGUACACCAUGUUUGAUUAUGUUGAACAAAUGCUAUUGUAACAAAAUUCUCACUUAUAUUUUCAUACAAAAAACAAGAACUUGUCAACUUAAAACUACUCAUAAACCAAAUGAGCCCUGAACCUUAGCUCAGUUGAGUAAAAUUUAGUUCUUAUUUCAGUUGCAAUAUGUUUGUCAAAUCUUAUGUAAAAAUAAAAAUAAUUUUAAAUUAAAUGUUGUCUAUCAGCCAAUAAACAACACUGUGCUGUUCUGUUUUCAGGCUGUUCAUUUCAUAAUAUUACAAGCUUGUAGUUUAAUCUCUAUGCAAAAGCACUUUCUUACUGAGUUUAAGUACAGACAAUUUUUCUGUUGUAUUUUUGCUAGUAAUGUUUUUGGAUUGAUGAUGAAAAACCUUUUAACCAAAGCUGAAUUAGAGAGAAUAUUACAUUUUUCUGUUUAAAUUUGUGACAGACAUAUUAUUACCAAUCUAAGGAGCUUUCAAAAUUGACAUAUUUUUGAAAUUAACAUUUUUAACCAGGUUUUCCGAAGGAAAAAACUGGUUUUUAGAUUGGCGAAUGCGGGCGGGCUGGCUGGCGGGCUGGCUGGCUGGCGGGCUGGCGGAAUAAGCUUGUCCGGGCCAUAACUAUGUCGUUCAUUGUCAGAUUUUAAAAUCAUUUGGCACAUUUGUUCACCAUCAUUGGACGGUGUGUCGCGCGAAAUAAUUACGUCGAUAUCUCCAAGGUCAAGGUCACACUUUGAGUUCAAAGGUCAAAAAUGGCCAUAAAUGAGCUUGUCCGAGCCAUAACUAUGUCGUUCAUCGUCAGAUUUUAAAAUCAUUUGGCACAUUUGUUCACCAUCAUUGGACGGUGUGUCGCGCGAAAUAAUUACGUCGAUAUCUCCAAGGUCAAGGUCACACUUUGAGUUCAAAGGUCAAAAAUGGCCAUAAAUGAGCUUGUCCUGGCCAUAACUAUGUCAUUCAUUGUCAGAUUUUAAAAUCAUUUGGCAUAUUUGUUCACCAUCAUGGGACGGUGUGUCCCACGAAAGAAUCACGUCAAUAUCUCCAAUGUCAAGGUCGCCACGACUAAAAAUAGAUUUAAAAAAAAAAAAAAACUUACAAAGGGGGUUAAUUUUUUUUGGUCAUUUCAAAAGUUCAGUUUGAGUUUUCUCCCUUUAUCAGAUUUUUUUUUCACAAUGAAAACCUGGUUUUGUGACAAUUUUGUCCCUUGUUAUUUUUUGUGUGCCCCUGUUAUUAUAUAAGUUGAUAUGCAUAACUUAUUUAAAUUUUUACUAUUUUAAAUUGGAUUCUAUGAUCAAAACUGUAAACUCAUGUUUUAAUACCAGUAGGUUUGUUCGUCUGAAACGAUUUCUGUGAGAUAUUUUUAUUAGCAAUUUAUAUAUGAACUUGCAAAAUAAAAUAAAUAAAAAUAUGCAAAUUCUUCAUUUCUUGAAAGGCAAAUACGUAUUUUUCCAACAUGAUGGCAUUAUUGAUUGCUCAUUUGAAGUUUCUUUAAAGGUAUUUUAUUAAGCGAAGUUAAAAAGACUUAAAAAGAUGAUUUUUAAGUAAUGUGUGCAAGAAUUUAUGUAUAUUUUCAGGUCCUACUUAUCAUCAAUAAGAUAUAUUAUUUUAUAUAUUUUUAUCAUUAUUAUGAUUUUCAUUAGUAGUAUAAAGUUUUAUCAUUAUUGUUGUUAUUAUUAUUGUUUAUCAUAUUUUUAUUUUUUUAAUGAACCAUCAAGCUAUAUGAACCUUAUUUGUAAACUUAUUUUGAGUUAUAGUGGGUCACCUAGUUUCAACUUUAUACAAAUACUCAUAUUUAUUUGCCAUCCAUCCCAUUAGAGGAUUUUAAAUCUGCCAUUAUUAUUUGAAGUUAUUUGUUUUACUACCAGUAAGAUUGCUUGCUUAAAAGUGUGAUGUAAUAUUUGUUGUCAUUCUUAAAUUCAUUAUACAAAUAAAAUUUGAUUAACAUUAAAUCAAUAAGUUUUGAGAUUGGACAGAAUUAUCAGCUUUAUGAUAAAGGCUGUUAUGGUGUGAAUGGUGCAUAUUUAUACUACAUGAUUUACUGAUGCUCUUUUUUAAAACACUUUAAUGAAAAGCAUAGUAGUUGUUUAUUUAUUUUAUCUCAAUAAAAACAAUAUUUUGAGAUUCAUGUUUGAAAGUAACAUUUUUAGUUAACUCAUAUAAAAUCAGUUUUCAGAUUAAAAUAUAAACUUUUGAUAAUAAAAGCCUGGGAAUUUGAGUAGUUUUUUUCCAUUUCUCAUGCUAAGGGAGUAUUCAAAUGUUAUGCCUUUGGUUUUUAUAAGCACAAACACAUAUUUAAGCACAAAAAUAUAUAUAAGUAGAUGCCUUUGAACUCUUUUUAGUGAAUGUAUAUUUCCCUUAAAUUAUGCACAGUCUCUCAGGUUUAGUUCACUAUUUUUUGGUUUUCAUUGUGUGUCUAUCUUAUCUGUAUGCCAGACAUGUGCCACUAGAUUUUGUAUUCUGUUUCAGGUAAAUUAAUAUCUUCAUUAGUGAUUUACCUAAUUUGUUUAAUUGCCUACCAAGUGUAUGAACAAUAUUGGAAUGUACCGUCACAUAUCUGCAUGUAAAAACAUUCAUUCAAUUUAAAGUUUUUGAACUAUGUCAGAAGCACAUUUCUUUUAAUAUUGAUAUUUCUUUGUUUAUUAUGUGCUCAAAUAUCCUUACACUAUAUCCUUACUAUAUGCUAAUAACAAAUCAAGGAAAUGUACAUUUUUGCUUAAUGUUUGAUAACUAUUUGUGUUGCCUGUGUUUAUUCUGUCAUUUUAUUUUUAAGCUUUACUUUUAAGUAUGUUAAUUGUUGAAGAAAAUGUUGAAUAAAAUAUUAACUGUUA